This is a messenger RNA of Nicotiana attenuata, 571 nucleotides long. Its product is annotated as protein FAR-RED ELONGATED HYPOCOTYL 3-like. The annotation marks the transcript as partial. The record is from RefSeq and is a predicted model, not a curated record. Lineage: Eukaryota; Viridiplantae; Streptophyta; Magnoliopsida; Solanales; Solanaceae. The transcript has a single exon.
AUGGCUGGACACAGAUCGCUUAGCAAGUCUCUUAAGAGAACUCUUGCAGCCAAAGAUAUUGCUGUCUUAAGACCCUCAAAAAAUAUAAGAGUCGCUGAAGUACUUGCUGGUGGCCCCGAAAAUCUGGUUUGUACACCAAAGGACUGUAGAAAUUAUAUCUUGAAGAGUAGAAAGCUUCAGUUGAAAGAAGGGGAUGCACAAUCAUUACUCAAGUUCUUCAGUGACAUGCAGCAAAAAGAUAGGGAAUUUUACUACUCAGUAGAUGUGGAUAGUUUUGGUCGACUUUGUAAUGUCGUAUGGGUUCAUUCACACUCUAAGGUUGCAUAUGAAGAGUUCCAUGAUGUAAUAUGCCUUGAUACCACAUACCUUGUGAAUCGAUACAAUAUGCCAUUUGCUUCAUUUGUUGGUGUCAAUCAGCAUAGGCAGUCCAUACUUUUGGGAUGUGCUCUUAUGUCUAGUGAGGAUAUAACAAGUUACAAAAUGGUGCUAUCUACAUGGCUUGGGGCUCUAAACAAUGUUCAUCCAUUAGCUAUCAUGACUGACCAAUGUGAUAGUAUAAAGGCUGCCAUCA